AUGGCACAUCAACCAACACAAGCUGCUAUGUUUAGGGAUUUGUUGAGAGCUGUGCAAGAUCUUGGUAGGCAGCAAAUGCAAGCGCCUUCUCAAAAUGCACAAACUAACUCUAACACUACAAGCUCAGUCGUGGAACAAUUUCCUUGUUACAAGCCCCCUAGCUUUAAUGGGAUGGCUGGCCCUUUGGCAGUUGAAGAAUGGAUAAGGGGUUUGGAACGGAUCUUCAAGCAUCUCUCCUACACUGAUUCCCAAAAAGUUUUAUGUACGGAGUUUAUGCUAGUUGAUGCAGUGGGACAUUGGUGGGAGUCUGUUUCACGCAUUAGGACUAAGGCACAACAAUGUAACCUCAUUUGGGCACGUUUUGAGAAGGAGGUGAUGGCAAAUUAUUUUCCACAAGCCUUGAGAGACCGUAAGGAGACAGAGUUUCUGCAACUUAAGUAG
This is a messenger RNA of Olea europaea var. sylvestris, 441 nucleotides long. RefSeq lists its product as uncharacterized. The transcript has a single exon. The record is from RefSeq and is a predicted model, not a curated record. The coding region runs from base 1 to 441 and encodes 146 amino acids. NCBI's taxonomy places the organism in Eukaryota, Viridiplantae, Streptophyta, Magnoliopsida, Lamiales, Oleaceae.